This is a messenger RNA of Plutella xylostella (diamondback moth), 994 nucleotides long. RefSeq names its product trypsin, alkaline B. NCBI's taxonomy places the organism in Eukaryota, Metazoa, Arthropoda, Insecta, Lepidoptera, Plutellidae. Gene Ontology annotation, molecular function: serine-type endopeptidase activity. Gene Ontology annotation, biological process: proteolysis. The record is from RefSeq and is a predicted model, not a curated record.
AUAAUCAAGAUUUUGUUACUCCAGAAUUAUUACUAAUGAAUUAGUGAUAAGCAUUUUAAUAUAUAUUCGUCUAUCGUGGUGAUUAAAACGUCGAGUGUAUCCACAGUUCCUUAAAAUGCGUGUAUUAAUUUUGGUGGCUCUUUUAGGAGCCGCUUUUGCGGCGCCGCAGUCUCAGCGCAUCGCCGGCGGUGAGGACACCACGAUCCAGCAGUACCCGUUCUUCGCCAACAUCAACUACGGGCUGCUCGGCAUCUGGGGGCUGCACUGCGGGGGCUCCCUGAUCAGCAACAGCGUCGUGCUCACCGCUGCCGACUGCGUCAAAGGUCACUUCGCGUUCACGUUCCGUGUGCGUCUGGGCAGCUCCACGCCCGGCUCUGGCAAGAACUUCAACGUGGAAGACUUCAAGACGCACGAGCGGUUCGACUCGCCUCGCCAGGCCAACGACAUCGCCCUGAUGUUCCUGUCGACCAGGGCUUCUCCGUCUAACACCAUCGGCUUUGCGCGCAUCCCUGGUCUGUCGUACACCGUCGCUGACAACACCAGCGUCGUGGCUGUUGGAUACGGCGAUCUGAGGGAAAAUGGGGAUAACCCUGAGAUGCUCCAAAGCGUUGAGCUGUUCACCGUAAACCAGGAAUACUGCUCUGAGCAGUACGCCUAUCUGAAGACCCAGCCUGAUCGCGAAGACACGCCUAUCGUCUCCGAAGAUAUGCUCUGCGUCGGACUGACGGGUAUCGGUGGCAAGGGCUUCUGCAAGGGCGAUGAAGGUGGACCAAUCGUCAUUGAGAAAGACAUUGUGGUGGGCGUGGCCUCAUGGAGGUACAGGUGUGGAGACCCCGUAUACCCUGGCGUCGCCACGCGAGUGGGGAGCUACGCAGACUGGAUUGUAGCUAACGGUGGUGUCUAAUGAUACUAUUGUUUAUUCGUUUAUGCUCAAGUAAACCUGUACAUAUUGAUUGAUAUUAUUAUUUGAAUAGACGGCGUUAGUUUUUAAGCA